CAGUGGGUUGUCAGUCAGGGGUUAGAGUCUACGUGGUGAGGUUUGGAACCGUUAAUUCGGUUGUGCACUUAUCACCAUGGCCGAUACCCGUAGUGGGAAGAGUACUAGCCCUUACACCCAGGAACAGCAAGAGAAGAUGGUCGCCUUAGUAAGAGAGAAUAAGGAGAGGAAAGAGCUCCUGAAACAGGUGAAGCUAAAAGCAAUCGCAGAGGAGCAGGCGGCGAAGAUGAAGGAAUUGGAGGAGGAGAUGGAGAAAGAGAAGAAGGCUACUGAAGAAGAAGCGGCAGCAGAAGCAGACGAGGAAAGGAAACGCAGGGAAGAAAAAGGGGAGAGUAGUGGCACGGCAAAGGAGGAUGUUGCGAUGGAAAAGAAGAUCAACGAGGGGAUUGCUAAUUUGUCGUUGGGGGAAGAUGAGGAGGCAGAGUUUUAUGUGGCCCAGGACGAGAGGGAUGCGUUAGCCAAUGAGCUAGCAGCCCUAGAGGACCCUCUGGAACGGCGAGAAAGAGAAGAAGAGAAGAAGUUGGAGUGGAAACUGAGGAUAAAGAGGGAAAAGAAGAGAAGGAGGGAUGAAGUUAAUAGGUUGACCGCAGAGGUGGCGAAGGUGAGAGAUUGCAGGCAGGAGGUGCAGGCUCAGGCAGACACCUCGGCCAAAAUGGAGAAGGUGUUAGGGUACCUGGAGGUGUUAAGUGCGGCUUGGAUGGAGGAACGCCAAGCCAACAGGGCUCAAGAGGUAGCCCUGAGUGCCAUGCGGUCAGGAUUUAGGGAUUUUGCACGCGACAUGGUCACCCACGUUGGAGGCGAAGUUAAGCGACUGAGAGACAGCGUGGGGAAGUUUUGCGAGGGCGCCAUUGAGGGCGCCAAAGCAAUAGUCGCUGUAGAGGGCGACACCAGGCCUCGUAAGGAGCCCGUUAAGCUUAAAUUCCCAGAUGCGUAUGGAGGGAAGAAGGAAUAAAAUUUUGAUAACUGGGAGGCUAGUGUGAACAGUUACGUAUACUUACAUCACAUCCUGACUGAGGAGCAAGUCCUCGUCGCCUUCCAAGCCCUUAAGGAUGAAGCGGCUAGUUUUGCCAGGUCCCUAGCGCGCGCAGCCAGUUGUGAAAACAACCUGGUUGCAUAUUCCAAGGUUACCCCCCUUCCUCACUUCUUCAAGCUCCUAAGGGAGCGAUUUGCUGACCCAACGAGAGGCGUUAGAGCCUCUAACAAAUUACAGACUAUCCA
Molecule: messenger RNA, 1218 nt
Organism: Chara braunii
Lineage: Eukaryota; Viridiplantae; Streptophyta; Charophyceae; Charales; Characeae
Source: the annotation of a GenBank genome assembly